Sitophilus oryzae (rice weevil) is the source of this 3712-nucleotide messenger RNA. RefSeq lists its product as uncharacterized. NCBI's taxonomy places the organism in Eukaryota, Metazoa, Arthropoda, Insecta, Coleoptera, Curculionidae. The record is from RefSeq and is a predicted model, not a curated record. Bases 705 to 3314 code for a protein of 869 amino acids. The transcript is spliced from 2 exons.
GUCCCUUAGCUAACAACACCGCUCAAGUCGAAAAUUGGCGGUUUUUACAUUUUAAUGCCAUUGGAUGAAGCUGCGCAUUGCGCGUCGAACCAUUGGUCUCAUGAAAUAGAUUUCGGCCAAUCAGAAGCCGUAAUUCAAAAAAUAGUGACAGCGCUCAAGUCGGUUGGCGUCGCAACACCGCACAAGUCGUUAGUCUGUCAUAAUUUUCGCGGAAAAUACUUCGCGCUCUGUGUUUUUUCUAUUUUUAAGUGAAUUUUAUCGCUGGAACGUUCUUGCAAGUAGUUUUAAUAGAAGAUUAAGAGGUAAGCUAUAGAAUAAAGUAAUGUUUAUUGAUGUACGCGUAUUAAUUUAGAAAUAAAUGAUCAAAUAAUAUCCUUACUUACUUAGGCGGUGUUUACUAACAAUUUUUUCUUAACUUAGGCGGUGUUUCAAAAUUUGUUAUUUUUUACCUGACUGCCAAAGAGGAGGGUAAUGUGUUUAGGAUUCCACAAAUAUGGGUAUCAAAUGAAAGCUUGUGAUGUGUGUUACACAAAAUUGAAAGUUUUAUCAAAAUCGGUUCAGUAGUUUUUAGAUUCUUGGUCGGGGGUUUUACGACUUUCUGUCGACUCAGUUAAUAAUAAUAUAAGCUUGUUAUGAAAUCCUAUGAUUGAAAUGGUGUUUCAAAUUUGUUAUUUUUUUAGGAAACUCAAUAAUUGAAAGGCGCUAUGGAUGGAGAAGAAAUUGAUUCCUGGAGUGAUCUGGGUUCAGGUGAUGAAUGGUUAUGUGCCCAACUACAAAAAUCAGGACUGAUGUCAAAACAUAAACGGCGUAAACAAAGUUGCAAAGAAGAUAAUAAAAUAAUUAAACUAGAUGUGAAUCAAAAAGAUCCUCCUAAAAAUGAAACUAUUGCAACACCAAUAAAUGAUCAAAACUUCGGGGAGUCCAUAAAAGGUAUUAUAAGUAGCCAGGAUAAUGUAAACGCAAUAUUUGACCAGAACAUAGACUUGGAUAAUAUUGAAAACAUUGACAUUCACAAUCUACAAGUUGUAGAAAAAGUUGGUAAUGACUUCUUUGAUCUGCAACAUAUACCACCCGAAUUUGCUACAGUGACCAUCGAGUAUCCUCAGCCUUCUGCAUUGAAUGUAGCCAAUAUUUCGGUAGAAAGUGAGAACGUUGUACAAGAACUAGGAAAUAUUCAUAUCGAAGCUUUACCUACGAAUACUCAAGACCCAGUUUCGGAUAUAGUAAUUAACACAGAUAUAAUAGAUGAAAAUAAAACAACUCAAUAUAUACCACCCGAAUUUGCUACAGUGACCAUCAACAAUCCUCAGUCUUUUGCAUUGAAUGUAGCCAAUAUCUCGGUAGAAAAUGAGAACGUUGUACAAGAACUAGAAAAUAUUCACAUUGAAGCUUUCCCUACUCAAGACCCAGUUUCGGAUAUAGUAAUUAACACAGAUACAGAUAUAAUAGAUGAAAAUAAAACAACCCAAACCAAUAUACAGCAAUCCAGUGUCUCUGCUACUCCAUCAUGUUCUUCAAAAGUGGUCAUACUCAGCAAUAUUCCUUAUCACGGGGAUUUGUUAAGUAAUAAAAAAAGACAGAACAAGGCGUCAAAAGAUCCAAAUAAAUAUAAACGCAAUAUAAAUAAAGAAUUACGGAUGAAAGGUGAAAGUUAUUUAGGAUACAGAAGAGACAGAAAAGCAAAGACUAAUGAAAAAUUUAAAGUGAAACAAGACGUAUUUAAGCCUGCAAGAUCCAUGAAACCACCCUGCACUUCUGCGUUUUGCAAGAAAUCCAAACUCAGGUCAUGUGACAACAUAAACGAGGAACAGCGAAAAUAUUUGUUUGACAAUUUCUGGAAGAACAUGAACUGGGAGCAGCGAAGAUCAUUUAUAACUUCUCACGUUAACAAAGUAUCAAAGAAAGUUACAAAAAAUCCAGAAUCAUCCAAAAGAACUGAUAGUCGAACUUACGUUUUGACGAUUGAUAAUGUACGUCACCAAGUCUGCAAAAAAAUGUUCUUGGCCACUCUUGGAAUUAAAGAUUGGUUUAUAAGAUAUUGGUUGACAAAAACCGAUUGUGCUAUGCCUCCCGAUGUGUCUUCUUCAACCAGUAAUCGCAGAAAUCCAGAGAAAAUUGAAGACCACAAACAUGUUGAAAAGUUUUUAGGAGAUCUUCCAAAGAUGCCGUCACAUUACUGUCGUGCUAAAACAUCACGAGAAUAUUUAGAACCAAUUUUCUCGAACAUGACACAGCUCUAUCACGCAUAUAAAGAUAAUUGUGAAUUAGAGGGUAGAGAAUGCCUUGGGCGUAAAUUAUUUGACAAAUUAUUUUUGAAACUCAAUUUGAGCCUAUUCCACCCAAAGAAGGAUCAAUGCGACGUUUGUUGCAGUCAUAAAACUGGAAACAUUACUGAUGAAGAAUACGCUCAACAUGUUCUGAAGAAAGAUCGAGCCAGGAAAGAAAAAGAUACUGACAAAGGAAUUGCACAGUCCGGAGCUUGUCACGUAUUCACACAGGAUGUUGAAUCGGUAAAAUUGGCCCCGUAUCUUCAAGCUAGUGCAAUUUAUUAUAAAACUAAAUUAUGCGUCCAUAAUUUUACAUUAUACAAUAUAGCAACUAAGGAAGUAAUGUGUUAUUGGUUCGAUGAGUCAAAUAGUACGCUUGAAGCCUCUGUUUUUGCUUCAUGCUUAGUAGACCAUCUAGAGAAGGUUUUGAGUCUGAAAUUAUUGCCUGUGGUUUUAUAUUCCGAUGGUUGUUGUGCUCAAAAUCGCAAUGUUACCUUAAGCAAUGCUUUAUUACGUUUAGCGAUUGAAAAAAAUAUUGUGAUUACUCAAAAGUACCUGGAAAAAGGCCAUACUCACAUGGAAUGUGAUUCGGUACAUAGUGCCAUAGAGUGUAAAUUAAAAGGUAAAGAAAUUUACCUUCCACAACAAUACAUGGCUAUAAGUAAAACUGCUAGGAGUGAUCCUAUGCCUUACCAAGCUUGUUAUUUAGAUUAUACCUUUUUCACAGACUUUUCGAAAGAAUUGAUUUAUAAAUCUAUAAGGCCUGGUAAAAAAGUAGGUGACCCUGUCGUCACAGAUUUACGUAUGCUAGAAUACAGACCAAAUGGCACAAUUUGGUAUAAAGUUAGUUUUGAUGACGAGCUUCACCCGUUACCACAUCGUCCCACGGCAAUUAACAGCAUUAAACAAAUAAAUAGCUUGCAAAAAUUGUACGCAGCUAGAAUACCAAUUACAAAGCGGAAGUAUCAAGAUUUGCAAGACCUAAAAAGUGUAUUGCCAUCUAGUUGCCAUUCUUUUUAUGAUGACCUUCCGCACAGCAAUCACUAAAGACUGCAACUAAACUAAAGACUAGAGAUUUUGAGUUUUCUUUAUUAUUUUAUUAAUAGAUACUAUUAUAUAUUAUUUCUUUGGAGUUUAUUAAAGACUAAGUAAACUAAGAUUAGUAUUUGAAACAUUUACCUAUUAAAAGAUAAAAAUAUUAGGUACUUCAUUUAAGUUCUAACUAGAGGUUUGUGUAUUACCAAAUUACUUUAAGCAAUUGAUCUCAACAUGUGAUUCUUAAGAUUUAAGUAAAGAUACCUAUCUAUGUUAUAAAGAAUGUUAAUUUUCUUUUCUUAAUAAAAGCUUUUAUUUGCAAAUCAUCUUUUAAUACCUUCUUAAUCCCUAACAUUUUCACAAACAACACCGCCUAAAUCUAAUAAAAUAUCAGUCAACACCGCUCAAGU